Molecule: messenger RNA, 2190 nt
Organism: Ficedula albicollis (Collared flycatcher)
Lineage: Eukaryota; Metazoa; Chordata; Aves; Passeriformes; Muscicapidae
Gene: CA6
Product: carbonic anhydrase 6
Exons: 12
Coding region: 85-1926 (613 amino acids)
Molecular function (GO): carbonate dehydratase activity; zinc ion binding
Source: RefSeq, a predicted model, not a curated record
AGAAGUGCUGAGAUUUCACUGAUCUGAGCAUUCUUGCCCUGUGUUUAAUAUUGCUGCCUGUCACCUAAAACCAACAGACCAGCUAUGCUGCUUUUGUUGGAAUCUCUAGUUCUUUUCCAUAGAAGGUACACCACAGAUAUGCUGAUGGCAGUGCUCCUGUUCCUGCUCCUGCCACCCCUCACCCACUCCCACGAGGUGUCCUGGACAUAUCAAGGAGAAGGAGAGCUGGAUGAGGAGCACUGGGGCCAGCAUUUCCCAGCCUGUGCUGGCAAGCAGCAGUCCCCAAUUGACAUCCAGAGGAGGAAGGUGAGGUACAACCCCCUGCUGCAGCUGGAGCUCACUGGCUACGAGGGGCCCUUGCAGGGCCACUUCAGGAUGACCAACAAUGGCCACUCUGUGCAGAUCGACCUGCCCCCCACCAUGAGCAUCUCCCGAGGGCUGCCAGGCCUGUACAGAGCAGUGCAGAUGCACCUGCACUGGGGGGGGCUGGAGCUGGAGAGCAGUGGCUCGGAGCACACCAUCGACGGCAUGCGCCACUUCGCCGAGCUGCACAUUGUCCACUACAACUCUGCAAACUACUCCAGCUUUGAAGAAGCCAAAGACAAGCCCCAGGGGCUGGCUGUGCUGGCCUUCCUGUACACGGAUGGGCACUUUGAGAACACCUACUACAGCGAAUUCAUUUCCAAACUGGCAAGGAUCAGGUUUGCAGGUCAAUCAACAACUCUCAGCUCUCUGGAUGUCCAAGCCAUGCUGCCAGAAAACCUGUCCCAGUUCUACAGGUACCAGGGCUCCCUGACCACACCUCCCUGCUCUGAGAGCGUCAUCUGGAGCGUCUUCCACUCGCCCAUCGUGCUGUCCCACACACAGGAUGGGCACUUUGAGAACACCUACUACAGCGAAUUCAUUUCCAAACUGGCAAGGAUCAGGUUUGCAGGUCAAUCAACAACUCUCAGCUCUCUGGAUGUCCAAGCCAUGCUGCCAGAAAACCUGUCCCAGUUCUACAGGUACCAGGGCUCCCUGACCACACCUCCCUGCUCUGAGAGCGUCAUCUGGAGCGUCUUCCACUCGCCCAUCGUGCUGUCCCACACACAGAUCCAGCUCCUGGAGAACACCCUGCUGGACUGGCACAACCGGACCCUGCGCAACGAUUACCGGCACGCGCAGCCGCUGUGGGGCCGCGUGGUGGAGGCCUCCUUCCCAGCCCAGCGUGCCCAGGCACAGUGCCAUCCAGAGGAAUUCACCCUCAGGCUGGAUCAAAUCCAGAUGCAGCUCCAGGACUUGAGGACAGAGUUGCUGAAUGGACUGAGCCACACAGAUACAAAAUGCAGCACCUUUCCAGCUUUCUAUUUCCCUGUGGAGAACAUAGAGAGCUUUGUGGAGGUGCAUCCCCUCCGUGCUGUGUCUCUCCAAGCCUUCACCCUGUGCUUCUGGAGCAGAGCCCAGCCCGUUGGCAGCCAGACCGUCCUGUCCUACUCCACCGGGGAGAGUGACCACGAGCUGGUGGUGACUGUGGGCACAGAGCUGGGGCUGUGGGUAGGAGGCCACUUCCUGAGCUUCCCCCUGCAGCAGGAGGCUCGGGGCUGGCUGCACCACUGCGUGACCUGGUGCUCCCAGGAGGGCACAGCCAACCUCUGGCUGAACGGGGCGGCUGGCAAAGCCCAGAGCCUGCAGCAGGGCUAUGUGAGCCAGGCUGGGGGCACGGUGCUCCUUGGCAAGGCCAGGGAUGCUCUGCUGGGCACCUUCUCCAACGGCUUUGCAGGGUGGCUGAGCCGGCUGGGCCUGUGGGGCCGAGUGCUGGGCGCCGCCGAGAUCCGGGCGCUGGCGCUGUGCAGGGCCCAGCCCAGGGGGGACAUCAUUGCCUGGGGACAAACCCCCAUGGCCCUGCUGGGGGGGGUGCUGCUGCAGCCUGACACCAGCUGCCACUGACACAGCCUCUGCUGCUCUCAGGGCAGCAGGAGAGUCCCAGCUGCUGCUGGGGAAAAACCCUCAUUGUCUGCUCCUUCCGCCUCCUGCUUUGUAUGGCUCACUGUGCACCUCCUGGUGUGUUUUUCCAGGACACCAAAACCUCCAUCAGUGAGAUAAAAGCAAAGAACUGCAGAAUCUGCACCCUGGGUUGUUACAUCCCUCCCAGGGGGUUGAUGUAGACCCCCGUACACAGAUUUUUUUUUUUUUCAUGCCAAAGUGCUGCUC